AUGCAAGCACUGCUGUGGGACAUGGACGGCGUCCUCGCCGAGGUCUCGCGCUCGUACCGCGCCGCGAUCCUCCAGUCAGCAGCGGCCUUUGGCGCGACCGUCACGGACGCUGACGUCGAGGCGGCCAAGCUCGCAGGUGACGCGAACAACGACUGGGUUCUCACGCACCGCCUCGUGCAUACCAAGGUGCCAUCGAGCACGGUGACACUGGCCGAGAUUACAGCCAAGUUUGAGGAAAUCUAUCAGGGCACAGCGACAACGCCGGGCCUCUGCAGCCUCGAGACACUCAUCACCACGAAAGGCCUCCUCCUCGAGCUUCAUCGGCGACUACCCAAGGGCAUGGCCAUUGUGACCGGACGCCCGCGCAAGGAUUGCGACAAGUUCCUACGCGACCAUGCACUCGAAGCCCUUUUUCCUGUCCGCGUUUGCAUGGAAGACUGCCCGCCCAAGCCAUCGCCAGCCCCGAUCCUUCUUGCGCUGCAGCAAAUGAACGUGGCGGCGUGCGAGGUUGCCAUGCUUGGGGAUACCGUCGACGACAUUACCGCCGCGGUGCGCGCCUCCGUCCUUGCCUACGGCGUGCUCACGCCGGGAGCCUACGCGACUGCAGUUCUCACACACACGGCGGCGCCCAUUGCGGACAAGCUAUUGGCCGUCGGUGCCAAGAAGGUGCUUCGCCCAGGCUGCGACGAGCUUCUCGACGAAAUUCCGCUCCAGACCAAUCGGACCUUUUCGACGCGCCGCAUUGGCACGAUCCACCGACAGACAAAGGAGACGUCGAUCGAUGUCGUGCUCGACCUCGACGGCAACGGGUCGUCCAACAUCAGCACUGGCAUUGGCUUCCUGGACCACAUGCUGGAUGCCGUGGCCAAACACGGCCGCUUCAACCUCGAGCUCACGUGCAAGGGCGACACGUGGAUCGACGACCACCACACCGCCGAAGACUGCGGCCUUGCGCUCGGCGAGGCCCUCGACAGCGCCCUCGGGCCGCGCAAAGACAUUGCCCGCUUCGGGUCGGCGCUCGUCCCGCUUGACGAAGCGCUGGCCCGUGUCAUCGUCGACAUUUCGAGCCGCGGCUGCAGUGCCGUCGCGCUCGAUUUGCGGCGACCGAGCAUCGGGACGCUCUCGACCGAAAUGAUUUCGCAUUUCUUCGUGUCGUUUGCGAGUGCCGCGCGCCUCACGCUGCACGUGGACGUGAUCAAGGGCGAGAACGACCACCACAAGGCCGAAGCCGCUUUCAAAGCCUUUGCCCGCGCCUUGCGGCAGGCCGUCGCGUUCGACCCGACCGCCGGUGUGCCCAGUACAAAAGGCAUGCUUGCCUAG
Molecule: messenger RNA, 1320 nt
Organism: Saprolegnia diclina VS20
Lineage: Eukaryota; Oomycota; Saprolegniomycetes; Saprolegniales; Saprolegniaceae
Product: imidazoleglycerol-phosphate dehydratase
Exons: 2
Coding region: 1-1320 (439 amino acids)
Biological process (GO): L-histidine biosynthetic process
Molecular function (GO): phosphatase activity; imidazoleglycerol-phosphate dehydratase activity
Source: RefSeq, a predicted model, not a curated record